This is a messenger RNA of Dracunculus medinensis (Guinea worm), 486 nucleotides long. The record is from the annotation of a GenBank genome assembly. Lineage: Eukaryota; Metazoa; Nematoda; Chromadorea; Rhabditida; Dracunculidae.
AUGAACGUUGUCGCUGGCGAUAAGAAUGCUGGUAAAACUUCCGUAUUGGAUGUGGUCGCGUGUGGGCGCAUUUUUCGAGGUUCUGGCGAAAUGAUGAAAGAAAUCGAAAUUCGGAUCCGUAAUUCUGUUAAAGAAGGAAAAACGGCUUCAAAUGAAAAGGAAUAUUUCAAAAAUGGUAUAUUAAAACCAUCACAAAUGACUACUCGUAAUAUGUCUCUUGAUCUAUCAGACUGCUUUUGGAGGAUGGGAAAGGAUUCUGCAGAAUCACAGGUGGACGCUUUUCGAUCCGAUCGUUUCAAUUUGAUAAUUGAAUGGAGGAACACUUCCACGCGUAUAAAAGAACUUGAUCAUGAUGAAUUAUUCGAAAAAAAGCGAAAUUUUAGACGAAAUUAUCAAUUUAUUGCUUGUUCCUACCGAUCAGCAGAAAAGUAUGCUGAAAAACAACUGUGGAACAUGGUUGCUACUCAAAUUAGGCGAUUAUUGUAG